Messenger RNA from Phanerochaete carnosa HHB-10118-sp, 4516 nucleotides. RefSeq lists its product as uncharacterized. Gene Ontology annotation, biological process: endocytosis; endosomal transport. The coding region runs from base 67 to 4200 and encodes 1377 amino acids. The transcript has 8 exons. Lineage: Eukaryota; Fungi; Basidiomycota; Agaricomycetes; Polyporales; Phanerochaetaceae. Gene Ontology annotation, molecular function: calcium ion binding; protein binding. Gene Ontology annotation, cellular component: plasma membrane; cytoplasm. The record is from RefSeq and is a predicted model, not a curated record.
UCUGUCACCGCGAGCAUCCCCACUUUCCUUUCCACCUCCACCAACCCUGGCUCGUCCCAGCCCACCAUGUCCAAAUUUACUCCCUCGCCGCAGGAGGUGGCUCUCGUGAACCAGAUAUUUGCCCAGGCGGAUGCUCAGAAGAUAGGUGUCGUCACGGGCGAAGUUGCUGUUAAGAUAUUCAGCGGCAGCAAGCUACCUGCUACUACUCUCGCGGAAAUUUGGAACCUGGCUGAUGAAGAUGGUAAGGGUGUUCUGACGCGCAAAGACGUUGCGGUCGCCGUGCGCCUCCUUGGACACGCUCAGAGGGGAGAGCGUAUUACGGAAGCCCUCGUCCACAAGCCGGGAUCCCCGCCGUCCAUUGAGGGUCUAAUUGCUCCCAUUAGCCAGCAAUGGACGGGCUCACCGAAGUCACCUCCGCCAGGUCCCGCUGCAGGCCUGCCCCCCCUUACUCCGCAAGAUAAAGCCAAGUUCCAGAAGCUUUUUCUCGGCUGCGGCCCCGCAAAUGGUCUCCUUACAGGUGAUAAAGCGCGUGAAGUGUUCGUGAAGUCGAAGUUACCAGUAGAGAAACUCGGUCAAAUAUGGACACUUGCCGAUACGAAGAAACGUGGUGCCCUUGACUUGACGGAUUUCACGAUCGCAAUGUACCUCAUCCAAGCCAGCAUGUCUGGUGCAUUGCCUAGCGUCCCUCCUGCUCUUCCCCCGCAUGUCUACGAGCAGGCUAGGCCCAGCACUGGUGGAGUCGCUACUCAUGCUACUGGAGGCAGCGUCUCCUUCAGCCCAACAUCCAGCGGUUUUCCUGCACGGCCCGGGAGCGCCGUUCAGCCUCAGCACACCGGUACAGCUAUCCUGCAGCCUCAAAUCACCGGUCAGAGACCUGCGCCACCACUUCCCGCUCGGACGCCGACAGUACCACAAUUUCCGCUUCCGACUCAAGCCACUGGUCAGCAUGUUUCAUGGGACGUCACGCCACAGGAAAAAGCGACCUUUGACCAGUUUUAUGAUACCUUGGAUACCCAGAGGAGGGGAUACAUUGAGGGAGAUGUUGCUGUGCCGUUCAUGCUUCAGUCCAAGCUGCCCGAUGACAUUCUAGCGCAGAUAUGGGAUCUUGCAGACUACAGCCACGAUGGUCGACUUACCAGAGAUGGCUUUGCAGUAGCGAUGCAUCUCAUCCACGGCAAGCUGGCUGGCAAGGAAGUUCCAAGCACUCUUCCACCAACUUUGAUCCCCCCUUCCGUCCGCGGUCAGAUAAGUACUACCUCUACACCCUCCCAGCCUGCCCAGCCUGCCGUGCCCGAGGCUAUCAGAGAUCUUCUAUGGGACGACACACCAUCGAGCGCUACAUCUCAAUAUCCUACCGUAUCGGCUUCCCUCCCGCCAAGGACUGGCACGACAUCUCCUAAGCCUACACAACCCCUUGCUUCGAGCAUCUUUGAUGCAAGUGAUCCAUUUUCGACUUCUGGUUCCCCGUUCGUCAUUUCACACGGUACGGGCCAAGCUUCAGCUCCUGCUCCCACCCAAGUACAACACAAAGACUUGUUGGGGGAUGAUGAAGAGCCCGUGUCAACUUCACCUCCGCUUCAGGACAAGUCCGCUGAGAUCGGCAAUAUUCAGAACCAGCUGCACUCUACUAAUCGCGCUCUCGAAACCUCCAAACGUGAACGCGAGGAUUUAGAGAAGAAGGUUGCAGAGCAGGCUACUCAGCUGUCUGCGCUACAGACCCAGCUUUCCUCCGCCAAGGCCUCGUAUGAGACAGAGAUUCGGCUUCUGGCCACUCUGCGUGAGCGCUUCUCGUCUCAGAAUACCGAUAUUCAGACAUCGAGGCAAGAGCUUAUCCGUGCCGAAAGUGACCUCAGUGCUGUGCGCGUCGAGAAAGCCGAAGUAGAGGGCUCACUGUUACGUGACAAGGAGGAGGUCCGGGAAUUACAGCGCAAGAUGGCUGAGGUAGGCAGCGAGGUCGAGUCUCUUAAGGCACAGGUGGAGAAGAUCAAGAAGGAAGCUAAGCAACAGAAAGGUCUUCUUGCGAUCGCGAAGAAGCAGCUGGCCUCCCGCGAGGCUGAACGGGCCAAAGUUGCAACAGAGCUCGAAGGCGUUCAGGCCGACAUAGACGCUACCAACAAGGAGCUUCAGGAGACAGAAGACGAACUCGCUAAGAGCCCUCAACCGCAGCCCUUCUCAAUCCCAGAGCGCACCGCAUCUCCCUCUGGAGACUCGAUCACUACUUUUGCUGCUGCGCACCCGCUUCCCGCCAGCCCCGAGCCUUCCUUGGCAAGUCCAACUAGUGCCACCAGUGGCAAGAGCAAUAAUCCCUUUGAAAGAUUGACCAUGGGCGGUGCUGGCUCUCCUCGCUCACAGUCGCCUUUCUUGCCGUUCGCCGGUAGCGCCGUGUUGCCUACACCGCCUACCGGCACGUCGGUCCCUGAGCAGUCCGCUGCAGACCCCUUCGGUUUUGACGACGCAUUCGGUAACGACGCAGGACCGUCCGAAGAGCAGCCCUCUGAUACGACCACCCCGUUGACUUUGCAGAACGGAUCGCCUUUCGGGGCCGCGCAAACAUCGGGCGAAGGAGCCGACACUUGGUCGCCGACAGAAACGGAAGACUUCGUCACUCCCCAAAGUACGGCGACGCUGCAAGCAGCAACGAGCGAUUCCGAAGGAGUUCGUGCGGCGUCUCCUCCGCCUGCUAGUGCGACCUCACCAGCAAUUGAGCAAUCGAUUCCCGGGCAUUUCCCGUCGAUCGACGGCCAGCAAGAGAAGCGCGAAGAGACGGAUCUCGGCCCCCAAUUGAAAGACCUCGAGGUCAGCGAAUCAGACUCGGAUAGCGAGUAUGACGAUGAACCUUUGGCCAACGUCAAGGCCAAGCUAGAGAAUCAGUCUUUUUCUCCCAGUGCCUCCCAAGCGGCUGCCGGACCUUCAACAGCCGCGUUUGAUGAUUCUUUUGGCAUCUCAAGCCCUCAGCCCACUACGAAUACGUCUGCUUCCUCUGCGUCUUCUUCCUUCCCGUCUCCAGGCUCUCAGGAUACUCCAAAGGCCACUAUUACGUCUCCUUUCCCGGCGCCAGCCUCACCAAUUGAGAACGCUACGUCUACCAAUUCUGAAUCAUCUGCCGCCGGGGCGAGCGACUUUGAUGAAGCCCUAGGCAAGCUUCCUGGAUCUGGAGGAUCUGGAGCUUCUCAAUUCUCUCAUGUCUCACAAUUUACCUUCGAAUCCGCCUUUGAAGAUGAUUUCGACUUCGCUGCCGCGAAAGCAGCAAGUGGCUCGGAACCCGCACCCCGCUCACCUGCCGCUCCUGCUCCUGCUACCUCUUCCGCCUUCCCACCUGUACCUACACCUUCUUCCGCCUUCCCGCCUGUUUCCGCUCCUUCCGCUUUCCCAACCGCUCCCGUUUCUUCGUCAGCCUUCCCACCUGCGCCUGCUCAAGCACCCAAGUCUGAGGGGUUUGAUGCCAUCUUCCUCCCUCAAGGGAGCGCUGGAACGCAGCCUGCUCCAGCACCCGGUCCAGCUCAAGCGGAGUCUUCGAGACCGUUCUCAUUCGAUGAUGUCUUCGGUACGAUCUCGGGUGCUCCCGCCAACAACACGGUCGCCCCUACCAUUCAGCAGGUUCCUAGUGGCAGUCCUCAGGGCCUCUCGUUCGACGAUGCCUUUGAUGAACGCACGUCCACAGCCACAGCUCACAGCCCCUUCUCUGCCUUCGGUUCUCCUGGAUCUGCUCAGCACCAAUCUCAGCCCUCGUCUGAUGUAUCUCAACCUCCGUCUCAAACGUCCACUCCUUUCCCCUCUUCAAUGCCUUCUUCCCCAGCACGCGAAGCUUCUCGACCCGUCUCGGGAUCAGUCGGCUCGAGGCGGUCAAUGUCGCCACCGCCGCGGGAACUCUCACCGCCUCCCCGUCAAUCGGCGAAAUCUCGCCCUUCGACUGCUGGCUCGACGGAGAAGGAGAAGUCGACAAGAACCUCCAAGCUUAGCAUCCGCUUGCCUUUCGGACGGAAGAAGAACAAGCAUGAUCCCAUGCCUUCGCACCUCUCUCAGUCACUUCUGGUGGAGGAGCCUCCUGAGGGUGACGCGACGCCGGCCGCUGAAGAUGACAUUGAUGCAGUUAAGACGAUGUGUGGCAUGGGCUUUAGCCGCACACAGGCAGUGACUGCUUUGGAACAACACGACUAUGAUGUCCAACGAGCACUGAAUAGUUUACUCGGCACACGAUAAUUCUAUAACCCUAGUAUUCUCUUGUUCCCUAUCAUACAACUUUCUCGCGCUUUCUUUACAUUAUGUUUCCCUCUAGCCUGUUUUCUACCAUGGUGAGCUCACCUGGAUUACCCUCGUUUUGGAUAUCGUUAUUAUCGUUCCUUAUCUCUCUGCUUUGUUCCGGCUUAAUGCCACAAAUGGACAAUGUCAAGCCGUCAGCCAUGUACGGAAAAGGCGCACUACACCUAGCAUUGAACCCGCGCGGCGCUGCAUUGAGUCCUGCGUGGGGAAGCCGAGUCGGUGUUGUUAGAAUACUGACGUGACCUGAGUGGGGAAC